This is a messenger RNA of Ochotona princeps (American pika), 1103 nucleotides long. RefSeq names its product prion protein (gene PRNP). The coding region runs from base 162 to 920 and encodes 252 amino acids. The record is from RefSeq and is a predicted model, not a curated record. The transcript is spliced from 2 exons. NCBI's taxonomy places the organism in Eukaryota, Metazoa, Chordata, Mammalia, Lagomorpha, Ochotonidae. Gene Ontology annotation, biological process: protein homooligomerization. Gene Ontology annotation, cellular component: membrane.
CGUGCGCCAGGCGGCGCGGCCAUUGGUCCCCGCGCCUCCUGGUCCCGCCCCGGGCCCUCCACCCGGCCCUGCGCGCUCGUCCUCGCGCCAGUCUCGCUGACAGUGCGGCGGCGCUGCGGACGUCUAGUCACCUGCCGGCAGCAAGCAGAAGGUCACUGGGCAUGGCACACCUCAGCUACUGGCUGCUGGUCCUCUUCGUGGCCGCAUGGAGUGACGUGGGCCUUUGCAAGAAGCGGCCAAAGCCUGGAGGAGGAUGGAACACCGGCGGGAGCCGAUACCCGGGUCAGGGCAGCCCAGGAGGCAACCGUUACCCACCCCAGGGUGGCGGAUGGGGUCAGCCCCAUGGCGGUGGCUGGGGUCAGCCCCACGGUGGUGGCUGGGGUCAGCCUCACGGUGGCGGCUGGGGUCAGCCCCAUGGUGGCGGCUGGGGUCAAGGAGGUACCCACAAUCAGUGGGGUAAGCCCAGUAAGCCAAAAACCAACAUGAAACAUGUGGCAGGUGCCGCGGCGGCGGGGGCAGUGGUUGGGGGUCUGGGCGGCUACAUGCUGGGGAGCGCCAUGAGCAGACCCAUCAUACACUUCGGCAACGAGUACGAGGACCGUUACUAUCGGGAUAACAUGUACCGUUACCCCAACCAAGUGUAUUACAAGCCUGUAGACCAGUACAGCAACCAGAACAACUUUGUGCACGACUGCGUGAACAUCACGAUCAAGCAGCACACGGUGACCACCACCACCAAAGGAGAGAACUUCACCGAGACCGACAUCAAGAUGAUGGAACGCGUGGUGGAGCAGAUGUGUGUCACCCAGUACCAGCAGGAGUACCAGGCCUCCUACCAGAGGGCAGCCAGUGUGGUGGUCUUCUCCUCGCCGCCCGUGAUUCUGCUCAUCUCCUUCCUCAUUUUCCUGAUAGUGGGAUGAGCAAGGGCUUUUCCUUGCUUCUGCUGCUGUCUGCAUCUUCGUCCGUGUGGGGGGUGGGGAGGGGUGUCCACCUGCAGCCCCAUGAGUGGUGGAGUCUCAUUCUUGCUUCUCUCUCUCUCUCUCUCUCCCGCCCCCUCUCACCCAUGGACUGACAACCCUGGGCACCGGCAGACACUGGGAAAC